AUGGAAGAAAUCGGCAUCCAAGUCAAGCAAAACAACAAAGAUCCCAUUGUGGUUGCCACCAAAACCAGCUUAUUAGAGGAAGCAUCAGAAAAGGAUCUAUACGUCAAACUAAAGAAGCUCCAACGCAACCUCGAAUUCUUGGCGUUGCAAGAAGAGUAUAUCAAAGAUGAGCAAAAGAAUCUAAAGCGAGAACUUUUGCGAGCACAAGAAGAAGUGAAGCGCAUCAAGUCUGUACCCCUUGUCAUUGGCCAAUUCCUAGAACCUCUCGAUCAACACACCGGUAUUGUCGGAUCGACAACGGGUUCCAAUUACGUCGUACGCAUAUUGAGCACCAUCGAUCGCGAAUUGCUGAAGCCAAGCUCGUCUGUGGCCUUGCAUCGACACUCAAACGCACUUGUGGACGUUUUGCCACCAGAAGCUGAUAGCAGCAUUGCCAUGUUGGGCGCCGACGAACGACCCGACGUUACAUACCAGGAUGUGGGUGGUUUGGAUAUUCAGAAGCAGGAGAUUCGUGAAGCCGUCGAGCUUCCAUUGACACACUUUGAUUUGUAUCGACAAAUCGGUAUCGAUCCUCCAAGAGGUGUGUUGUUAUACGGUCCUCCAGGUACCGGUAAAACGAUGCUUGUCAAGGCCGUCGCCCAUCACACAACUGCAAACGUCAUUCGUGUCGUCGGUUCCGAAUUUGUUCAGAAAUAUUUGGGUGAAGGCCCUCGCAUGGUCCGAGACGUAUUCAGACUCGCACGAGAAAACUCGCCUGCUAUCAUCUUUAUUGACGAAAUUGACGCUAUCGCAACAAAACGUUUCGACGCACAGACGGGCGCAGAUAGAGAAGUGCAGCGUAUUUUGCUCGAAUUGUUGAAUCAGAUGGACGGUUUCGACCAAACUUCAAAUGUCAAGGUUAUCAUGGCAACCAACCGUGCGGAUACGUUAGAUCCUGCCCUGUUACGACCGGGCCGUCUGGAUCGAAAAAUCGAAUUCCCUACUCCUGACCGUCGACAAAAGCGUCUGAUUUUCUCAACCAUCACAAGCAAGAUGAACUUAUCUGAGGAAGUGGACCUUGAAGAUUUCGUUUCCCGGCCCGAUAAACUCUCAGGUGCAGAAAUCGCGGCUAUCUGCCAAGAAGCCGGUAUGCACGCUGUGCGCAAGAACCGUUACGUGAUAUUAAGCAAGGACUUAGAGAAGGGUUACAAGGCAAAUGUUAAGAAGGAGGACACAAACUUUGAAUUUUACAAGUAG
Molecule: messenger RNA, 1236 nt
Organism: Zychaea mexicana
Lineage: Eukaryota; Fungi; Mucoromycota; Mucoromycetes; Mucorales; Lichtheimiaceae
Product: 26S protease regulatory subunit 6B
Exons: 4
Coding region: 1-1236 (411 amino acids)
Biological process (GO): proteasome-mediated ubiquitin-dependent protein catabolic process
Cellular component (GO): proteasome regulatory particle, base subcomplex
Molecular function (GO): proteasome-activating activity; ATP hydrolysis activity; ATP binding
Source: RefSeq, a predicted model, not a curated record